AUGUCUGUGAAUUUUCUCUUCCUCUACCAAAACAGGAUUGACACCUGUAGCAGACAUAGAAUGAGUCAAGUUCAGCAUUCCCUUGAUCUUUCUGCAGUAUCAAGGCUUUUGCAAUCUGCAAAAGCCAAUUUGCAAGAUAAACAGGCAAACCAAACAAACGAGCUACCAAAACAAGCUUGGGUGCCCAAAAUUCCUCACUUGCUUGGCUCUGCGUAUAACUUGCCUUCAUAUUUCAAGCAAAAGAAUGUCCCAAGCGUAAAGAAAGAAGAAUUGGUUUCCAAUCCAUCUACCUACGUGGAUGAAGAUUCUUCUGUGGAAGAACCUACCACAUUGAAUCCCCACGUCCCUGCUCCCGGGAUUACAAACAAGAAAAAGGCCGUAAAGGACACGGCUGGUGGAGAUUGGUUCGACAUGCCUGCAACUGAAUUAACUGAAUCUGUAAAGCGCGACAUUCAGCUUUUAAGAAUGCGAAAUGUCUUGGAUCCUAAACGCCAUUAUAGAAGAGAAAAUACAAAGCACAUGCCGAAAUACUUUCAAACAGGCACGAUUGUUGAGGGUCCUCAAGAUUACUUUUCCGGUCGCAUUGCAAACCGUGAACGACAACCAACUAUUACUGAUGAACUUGUACAUAAUACCGAACGUCGUAAUUACUUCAAGAAGAAAUACCUGGAGAUUCAAAAAACCAAGAUGAGUGGUCGCAAGGGACAAUACAAAAAACUCAAAGAAAGAAGGAAGCCUUCUUACUUGAAAUAA
Molecule: messenger RNA, 753 nt
Organism: Schizosaccharomyces octosporus yFS286
Lineage: Eukaryota; Fungi; Ascomycota; Schizosaccharomycetes; Schizosaccharomycetales; Schizosaccharomycetaceae
Product: rRNA processing protein Fcf2
Exons: 2
Coding region: 1-753 (250 amino acids)
Biological process (GO): RNA processing
Cellular component (GO): nucleolus
Molecular function (GO): RNA binding
Source: RefSeq, a predicted model, not a curated record